CUGUUCUUUCCUUAUCUUUGCAGUAUCUGCGGAGCUGGAUGGGACAGGUUAAGUAAGUGGGGAACAACGGUGCUGUGGAAUGUCAGUGGUUUGUUGCUAAGCUUUGACAGCCACAAUUGGCUUGACUACAGCUUUAUUUACCCUCAAAACAGACUUUAAACAGAAACAUGGCAGGCUUACGGCGUUUAUUCCAGUGUUUGCAGGAUCCGCAGUUGGUGGCAAGCUUCCAGAAGUGCUGCGGGCUGUUUCUAGAGUUUGAAGACCGAUCUGUCGCAAAGUCGGGGCAGCUGAAUGGGUCGCCGCAACAUUCAUAUGGUCCAUCAGCAGACAAGACGGAAGAUUUCAAAAACGGGAUGCAUGUGGCUAGGUUAGGGGUGACGUGUAGCUCGGAAUGCAACGGAACUGUGCGGUACCGUUCUCAUGGGUCAACGCAGUAUAGCAACGGCAUAUACCAAAAUCACGUCACGGAGUUACCAGUUCGGAUUUCUACACAACGUUAUGUAGUAAAGAAUUAUUUUUUCUAUUACCUCUUCCAAUUCGCAGCUGCUCUUGGAAAUGAAAUUUUCUAUAUCACCUUUCUGCCAUGUACCUAUUGGAAUUUUGAUCCAUAUGUAUCCCGAAGACUGGUUUACGUAUGGGCAAUUGUCAUGUACAUUGGUCAAGCCUCGAAAGACAUUCUCAAAUUGCCUCGACCUUGUUGCCCUCCUGUAGUGAAGCUGGAAACUAGAGUAGAUGCAGAAUAUGGGAUGCCAUCCACGCAUGCUAUGGCAGCAACAGCAAUCUCUUUUACAACUUUGCUCUCUACACUGUACAGGUACAAGUAUCCAUUUGAAUACGGACUGAUGGCAGCACUUGUUCUUUCCUGCUUGGUGUCUCUCAGCAGACUGUAUACUGGAAUGCAUACAGUGCUAGAUGUAAUCUGUGGUGUUCUGGGCAGUGGAAUUAUAAUGGCUUUUACGUAUCCAGUGUGGGAUAUCAUAGAUCAUCUGCAGCUUGUCAGUUGUUAUACCCCUGUGUUUGCCCUAGUGGUACCUUUUCUUAUGAGCUACAACUACCCAGAACUGGAUCACUACUCUACAACAAGAGCAGAUACUACCACCAUACUUGGAGUGGCAUCUGGUUCAGUCCUUGGAUUUUGGCUAAACUACCAGUUUGGAAGAACAUAUGAGCCCACUGGAGUUCUCCCUUUCAGUAUUCCUCAAGUGACACCUGCCAUUGUACUGGUGGCAGUUGGACGAUUUGUAAUUGGAAUAGUGAUUCUUCUCACGACUCGUCAAGUUGUUAAAGGUGCUUCACUGUACUAUCUCUGUGCUUGGCACAAAGUUUCAAUCAAAGAUGAAGAUGCCAGGCAAAGACUUGAAAUAGAAGUGCCAUAUAAAUUUUUAACUUAUUCUGCAAUUGGUUUUAAUGCCACAGUAGUAGUGCCAUAUGCUUUUCAGAUUUUUGGACUGCUGUGAUGACAAGUAUUACUUUCAGCCUAGAAUUUAAAAUUUGUGAAAAUCUGAAUGAGGACAGAAUGCAGUCCAGUAUUAUUGCUACUCUUUAAAUGGUAGAUAUGUUUACUUGGAAAUUGAAGUGAUGAGUUAUUUGCAAUUAAAUGUGUAAAUGUCACUGUAUUAACAUUCAUCUAAAAUGUUAGUUAUAUCAAACAGGAGUUUUUUUUUGUUUUCAUAAAUAUAAAUGCAUGAUACAUGCGACUUGUCAGAAGUUUCCUGCAUGUAAACGUGGUGCGUAACAAUUAAGCAUUUCUGAAUGCUGCAUGAUACAAUAAAGGUGAACUUCUGGAAGAUUUUACUGUAUGUACCAUAUCUAAGAUUCAGGUAUUAACCUGUACCAAAGAAAACACCACAACAGAAUGCAGGCAAGUGCAUGUGUUUGACUGCUGUGUGCAAAGGAUUUUAGAUGAGAUAGCUUUACUUCUUUGUAUCUUAAUUUCAAAUCAAUUUGCAGGCUAUUCAGAAUUAAUAAAUUAUUGUUUCAUUA
Protopterus annectens (West African lungfish) is the source of this 1983-nucleotide messenger RNA. RefSeq names its product sphingosine-1-phosphate phosphatase 2 (gene SGPP2). Gene Ontology annotation, molecular function: sphingosine-1-phosphate phosphatase activity. The transcript has 5 exons. Gene Ontology annotation, biological process: sphingosine metabolic process; phospholipid dephosphorylation. Gene Ontology annotation, cellular component: endoplasmic reticulum membrane. The record is from RefSeq and is a predicted model, not a curated record. NCBI's taxonomy places the organism in Eukaryota, Metazoa, Chordata, Ceratodontiformes, Protopteridae. The coding region runs from base 168 to 1457 and encodes 429 amino acids.